GUAAAUCUGCCACUCCCCCUCCACACCGUCAGAGGGAGCCUUCACCCAAAUAUUGAGCGACUUCCCGGUCAAGGGCAACUUCCAGCUGACUCCAGCGCAGCCCUGUCGCGCCCACAGCGCCCGCUCUCGGCCCGGGCGGCCCACCAUGGCCCAGCAAUGAAGGGCUAUCAGGUGAGCCGCAGCCUGUCACAACACUCAUCCGGGCCAUGCCACUGCACACCUGAGGACUUUGAGGCCGCGCGUGACUACUUACGCCAUGCUGACCAUCCGUACUACCCACCAGGUGGCCCACCUGAGCCCCUGGCAUUGCCCCCUUCUGGUGGAGGCACUUUCCCACGCUCUCAUUCCACUCAGCAGCAGCCAUUUGACUCCUGUGAAGAAUGUAUGUCUUCAGCUGGGCAUGGACAUGUGCAUGGGCAUGGACACGGGCAUCCAAAGAUGCAUCGCAUCCCUCCUAACCUGCUGGAUCAGUUUGAGAAGCAGCUACCCUUGCAUCCAGAUGGCUUUCAUACUCUGCAGUACCAGCGCUCAGCCAGUGGGGAACAGCGCAGCGAGAGUCCCAGCCGAAUCCGUCACCUGGUGAACUCUGUCCAGCGCCUGUUUGCCAAGUCCCAUUCACUAGAGGCACCAUCUAAACGUGAGUUCAAUGGAUGCAGAGAUCGUGACCGAGAGCGAGGUCAGCGCAGUGGAGGUGGAGGUGAAGAUGGCACAGGGCACCAUCACCCGGGUACACAUCAGUCACGCUCGGCCCGCCGCAACAAGAGUCGGGAGCGCAGCAAAAGCGGAGACUCACGCCAUGAUUCCCGGCACUCUUCACGCCACCGCAGCAAGACAACUGGCUGGUGGAGCUCUGAUGACAACCUAGAUAGUGACAGUAGCUUCCUGGUGGCUGGAGGCAGGGGGGUAGGACGGGGAUACCCACCAGGUCAUGAGACCCUGGAUGCAGCAAUCCAGGAGCUAACCUUGAAGAAGGUGAAAGGUCCUGCUCCUGGAGAGUGCAUGGCAUGCAGCACCAUGGCCAGGGUAGGAGAUAGUGGGCAUUCUCUUAAGAGGAGUACCUGGUCAGCCAUGACAGUCAACCAAGCCAGAGAAGCAUAUCCAGUCUCUCGGGGAGGAGGGGGAGGUUAUGAUAAAGCUCUGGUGCCUCUGGAUGGCAAGUUGAAGGAACGUAAUCUCCAUUACCUACAGGUUCCCACUGAUGAGUGGGGCGGAGUGGGAGUGUCAGAAACCGGAGGAGAGAUCCCGUGCAGACGCAUGCGCAGUGGCAGCUACAUUAAGGCCAUGGGUGAUGAUGACAGCGCAGACUCAGACACCAGCCCCAAAACCUCACCAAAACGCUCUCUCAUUGCUCAAAGAGAUGCUUUCCGGCGUUCCAUCAGCAUGGACCAGCGCUCUUCUACAACCAAGUACUCUUGUAAACAGUGUACAGAUUCCUAUUCAAACAGCCGUACAACACCAAAAGGACAUGCACACUCUCGGAGCUACACACGCUCCCUGACCAGCUCACAGCUGGGGGACACGCUAAAUCGUCAGUUCGAGUCAGUGUGUGAGAGUGUGUUUGGAGAGAUAGAGUCUCAGGCCGUGGAGGCCUUGGAUCUGCCCGGCUGCUUUCGUACACGCAGCCAUAGCUACGUACGUGCCAUCCAAGCAGGCUGCUCACAAGAUGAUGACUGUCUGUCCGUCUUCUCCAUGUCUGGCCCUCAGGGGAGCAUCAAGGGUGGAGCAGUGUUCCCAUAUCGGAAAGGCCCACCUCCACUUCCUCCACGCAUGUCCAAGCCCAUGAUCUCAGUAACAGCACAAAGCAGCACGGAGUCCACUCAGGAUGCCUACUUUCAGAGUCGGCCAAAACAGCACAGUAAUUCCGUGGACCUGAGUGAGAGCUCCAGAGGAGGUUACUACCCAAGUGGGGGUGCAAUGCGCAUCAAACAGAGCAGCAACUCCACAGAGAGCGUAAGCAUGGAUGGUCGAGCCUUGAGGGACUCCGGCUAUGUGGGUGGGACAGGAGCCAUGAGGCCCAAGCACAGUGCCUCAGCCGAAAACCUGCUAGAAGGGCCUAGGGGGGUGAGGGAGCGUGCUGGAGGCAGCCUGGGCAAAUCUGCAUCCCUUCCUCAGACCAGCAUCAUGCUGAGCAAGAGUGUUAAAAGCAUGGAGGAGCAGAAGCAGGAAGGCAAAGGGCGCAAGUGGAGGCCCUCUAUAGCUGUUCAGGUGGAUAGCUCGGAGACUUUGUCAGACUCAGAUACAGAGGGCAAAGCACUGAGAGAAGUGCACUCCAUCGGUGUCCAGGUGGAGGAUGACAAGAGACGUGCACGAUUCAAACGCUCCAACAGCGUGACAGCAAGCGUGCAGGCUGAUCUGGAGAUGGAGGGUUUCGGGGUUCUGAGUGUGCCGACACAGGACAAGGGGCUACAAUUUGGCUGCUCCUUCCAACGCCACUCCUCAGAACCUGAGUCGGAAUAUCGCUCCACUGUGCACACACAGGGCCAGUGGGCAUACAGGGACCACUACCAUGGCGCCUACACUACCGAGCCCUGUGCUCUGGAGCUGAGAGCCUUGCCCCAUACACACACUGAGCGAGCAGUGGCAAGUUGGCAUGAAGGUCCACGCAGCUUGCCUGACUCAGGCAGAGCUUCACCAUGCCUCAGAGACGGGGAGUUCUUCCUCCGCCUGCUGCAAACUGAGGUGGAAAGGAUGGAGGGAUGGUGUCAAAGCAUGGAGCGAGAUGCAGAGGAGAAUGAGCUGCCAGAUGAUGUGUUGGAGCUGAUCAGAGCAGCAGUGGGCGGUGCACAGAUGUUAAUGUCCCAAAAGGUGCAGCAGUUCUUCCGCAUGUGCCAGCAGAGCGUGGACCCCACAGCAUAUCCCCAGCCCACCACCCAGGACCUGGCUGCUUUCUGGGACCUGCUGCAGUUGGCCAUUGAGGAUGUGCGUGUGAAGUUUCAAGACCUGCAGAGGAUCAAGGAAUCAGGCUGGAGGCUGCCUCCUGAGAAGAAGGAAGAGACAAAGCUUCCUCCUCCAUUACCAAAGAAGCCAGUGGGUGGAGUGACUGGAAGUCUGCGGGCUGAAAGCAUGGCAGAGGCAGGAGUUGGAAGCACUGGUGGCACACUAAUGAUCUCUCGUGGUCGUAGCAUGCCUGUACCCUUGCCAUUGCGGGAGAAAUCCCUAGAGUUGGGUGAUCGGCAGAGGCUGGAGGCGAGGCGGAGGCUCCUCCAAGCAGGCCCUAAGCGAGCUGCUUCUUUCCGUCAGAAUUCAGCCACAGAGAGUGGGGAUAGCAUCGAGAUCUACAUCCCUGAGGCCCAGACCAGACUGUGAGCCAGCCAAGAUCCAUAAAACCAAUAUAGCAAGUUUCCUCUCCCUUUGAGUGACCCACAGCGUAGCUCACGUACCAAGCGUGAUUCAAAUGAGUUGGAGAAGUGGCAACAUGGGUAUUUUCUGGAAGAGAGCUCACUGGCUUGUAAUCCUCACUAAUUAAAAGGGCUCGCACCAGCACAACCAUGUGGUAUGAGACUGGGAUUUUUUUCUUUCACAAGGCUUAUUUAAUAUCCCAAAACCUUAGGACUUUUUCAAUAAAUGCCUCCGCGGAAUACGGGUGCAACAUUGUCUUGGUGAGAGGAUUUUAGAAAUUUAGCUACAAAUAGCAGACUCUCUUUUGAUAUAGUCUUGAUAUCUAAACUUUGCAUUUAGUUUUGCCAGGGUGGUGACAGUAGCUCCUCUCACUGUGAAACAGCAGCACACUCUUGUGGCCAGCUCAGAUAAGUGCAUCCCUAAAUCUCAGGCCUGCAUUUUAUGAAUUUGGGCUCCGUCCCUUUGAACUGCACUUGCAGUAUCAUUUAGGCGCAACAGGUCAGAUGUCUGACUGUUAAUGGCCAGUGUUUAACAGGAGAAUCCCUUACAGUCAAAGCACCCAUUUAUUUUUCAUUUAUACGAUCCAUUGUGGAUAGAGAGUAAACUUCUCAAGCUCUAAGUUUCUUCAUCUGAUACUUUUUCUGCUUUAGCCGCACAGAGACAAUCUCCAUCCUGGUAAUUUAGUUUAGGAACAGGAAGCAUGUCAGUCUCCCCUCGUCGCCUUUGACCUUCAGUGUAAAAAAAAGGAGGAAAAAACAAAGAAAGAAAAAGAAAUAGAGGAAAGUGUGAAAUCUGCUAUAGUAAAGUCAAUAUUACCUAGUAAGAAACACUAGCCUCUUAUAUAUUUAGGUGGAAAAGUAUAAAAAACACUGGCUUUAGACGUGUGAUCUUAAUUUUUUGUGUUUUAGGUGUCUUUAAAAUGCUGAAUAUAUGCCAUGCCCCUUUACAGCAAAGGAAAUUGCUGAUACCUCAGAAGAUUUGCCUGGAUGUGUUUUCAUUUACUUAAUACACUGUUUUAAUUUCCUUAUUACAUUUUGUUUGUGUGCGCGUGUGUGUGUGUG
Tachysurus vachellii is the source of this 4400-nucleotide messenger RNA. It is a transcript of the gene dlgap3, whose product is annotated as discs, large (Drosophila) homolog-associated protein 3. Lineage: Eukaryota; Metazoa; Chordata; Actinopteri; Siluriformes; Bagridae. Gene Ontology annotation, molecular function: molecular adaptor activity. The transcript has 11 exons. Gene Ontology annotation, cellular component: postsynaptic specialization; glutamatergic synapse. Gene Ontology annotation, biological process: signaling. Bases 157 to 3306 code for a protein of 1049 amino acids. The record is from RefSeq and is a predicted model, not a curated record.